Messenger RNA from Tripterygium wilfordii, 2435 nucleotides. RefSeq names its product 5'-nucleotidase domain-containing protein DDB_G0275467-like. Bases 776 to 1378 code for a protein of 200 amino acids. The record is from RefSeq and is a predicted model, not a curated record. The transcript has 9 exons. Gene Ontology annotation, molecular function: 5'-nucleotidase activity. NCBI's taxonomy places the organism in Eukaryota, Viridiplantae, Streptophyta, Magnoliopsida, Celastrales, Celastraceae.
UCUCUCUUUCCAUGGCCUCAUUCCGAAGGCUUCUCCAUCAAGGUUCCUCUCUCAUUGUACGCCAUUCUUCGUUGCAGGGGACCAGGAUAUUUGGUUCUCGGACUCGAGAAGGUUUUGCUUCGCGUUUUCUGCUUCUUUGUAUUUAUAUAUAAUGGUCUUGAAUUAUUCUAGUAAUAGAAAAGAAAAGGCGUAGAUGGAACUGCAUAAUUGAGUGUUUGAGAAAAAGAUAGAGUUAUUGAUCUAAGUCUUGAUUGGAUUAAGGUUUUGGAGGAGGUCUGUGGAGCUACGCUGCAAUUUCCUCCCCGGAGCAAACCUUGUUAAAGCUCGAGGAGGAGAUUAGGCGAGCACAUGCUGGUAAAUUGCCUCCAGUUGAUGAAAUAGGGCAGAUCUUCGAUGCUGCCAAACAGAGUUUCCUCAACAUUCCUGAGGCUCUGAAGGGUAUACCCAAGAUGAAUCCAGAAGGUUCAACGAUGUUCAUGUGUUGUUUUGAAAUGAAAUAAGUUCUACUUAGUAUGUCAUAUCUGAAUUAUGCCAUUUUGAAUUGAGUUAGGUAUAUAUGUCAAUAAGAAUCUCAAAUUGGAUAGCAUUCAUGUUUAUGGAUUCAACUAUGACUACACUUUGGCUCAUUACUCUGCUGCCUUACAGAGUUUAAUAUAUGAUCUUGCUAAGGUGCAUAUGGUUAAUGAGGUUGGCGUGGACCUACUUGUGUUAUUUUGUUUACCACUUCUCUUUUUAGGGCCUUUGUUAUAUAUGUUCACUGUGUAAUGGCUUUGUGAUGAGGUUUUUGCAGUUAAUAUAUCCCGAGACAUGCAUGAAAUUUAAGUACGAUCAGAGUUUUCCAAUUAGGGGACUGUACUAUGAUAAGAAAAACGGAUGCCUCUUGAAGUUGGAUUUCUUUGGGUCAAUUGAGCCAGAUGGAUGUUACUUUGGUCGUCGCAAGGCUUGUCUUAUUGCAGAUAUUGUUCAAGAUUUUGUUGAUGCUAAGCUGGAAUUUGAUGCAUGCUACAUUUAUGAAGAUGUUAAUCGCGCAAUUCAGCUUGUUCACCGUAGUGGUUUGGUUCACAGGGGAAUCCUUUCUGAUCCCCAUAGGUAUUUAGUUAGAAAUGUUUCUAUCGGUUAUGGCAACUCUUGGAGGGAACUGUUUGAUGUUGUGAUUGCUAAAGCCAAUAAGCCAGAGUUUUACACAUCUGAGCAUCCAUUUCGCUUUUACAAAGGUGGAUGCAUUUCAUUCAGACAAAGUCUAUUACCAUGGAUGUCUCAAGUCUUUUCUCCAGAUUACAAAAUGGAAGGGUCCAGAGCUAAUAUAUUUUGGGGAUCAUUUAUUCAGCAAUCUAAGGGGGCCUUCAAAGGCUGGUUGGCACAUGCUGCCAUCAUUUGAGAACUAGAAGUACGUCAUUUUAUCAUCCCUGAGUCAUAUAUGUGUGUAGGGUCUCUGGGAAUGCAUUUAUCGUUAUUGAUAUUCCUUACUAGACUUUUUUUUUUUUGCAUAUCGUCCCUGAUUGCUACUUUGAACCUUUGGUUUAAAUGAUCUGCCUUUAUUUUGUAUUUAUUUAAUUUAUUCAUAUUAUAAUUGAUUUUUUCCUUGUCUCUUCUGACCGUUUGGGUGCUUUGUUUUAUUUAAUGCAGCAUGAAAUAGAUAUACAGAAUGAAGAUAAUUAUCGUUUUGAACAGCCAGUAGCCAGUAGCCAGAGAAGCGAAUCAUACCUAUCACUUCUGGAUGAGCUAAAUGAAGAUAGGCAGAAGGCGCGCCUAAUGAUGAAAAGCAUGUUCAAUAAGUACUUUGGAGCCACCUUCCUCACCGAUACUGGUCAAGAAUCUGCCUUUUCCUAUCACAUUCAUCGGUAUGCUGAUGUUUAUACCAGUAAGCCAGAAAACUUUUUGCUCUAUCCACCUGAAGCAUGGUUUCAUGUGACCUAUGAUGUCAAGAUCAUGCCACAUCAUGUGAAGGUCCCAUCAAGUUUUUUUUGAGAAACGAUAUCACCACUGAAGAUGGUAAAAAUUUGCCAGCCCAGAGUGUCUCUGCUCAUCACUGGACAUGCCAAUAGGGUGUUUGUCAAACUCUUUAUAAGAGAGUACAAUUUGAAAACAAGAAAAUAAGGAAGGAUGGAGAAUACAUUGGUUGGACACUGGAAGCCAAACUAGAACUCUUCAGCUUCUUCAUAACUGACACGCCAAAGAAGGAUAGCUUUUUCCACCUACUUCAACUUCAGAUGCGUUUUCCAGGAUCUAUCUUCCUACAUAUUGUAGGCAAUCCUCCAAACCCACAUUUCUUUUUCUUCGUUGUGCUUGCUUCCUGCGAAAAUCUAAUAUUGCAGUUAGUGGUAACCUCCUCAAUGUUGCCACAUGUGAUAACCUCCAUUUUUUUUUUCUCCAUUAUUCUCACCACUACUACUUGCACGUAAGUACCAGCCAGUAUGCUUUUGCUUCCUCUCCGA